AGAUUCGUUGUCAUUUGUUAAGCUUGUGGUCGAAAAAAUAAUAAUGUUCCGAACAUUGAUUUUCGCCAUCUUCGUUCUGGCUGUGCACUGCGCGCCAAUCGACUAUGAUUUUGAAAUAGUAGAAACGGAUUUCGCACCAGAGCACCAGAAAAAAAAGAAAUCUAGUUUUGGAAUUAGGACUUUUACUGGUCCUGUUACAAAGGCCGGAAAAGGAAUUACCGGUGGCGUCAGUAAAGUAGGCAGUAAAGCGACAAAUGGAGUCAAAUCUGUAGGAAGCAAGGUUCCGGGAAUGAAGAAGAAGAAGAAGACGAAAAAGACGGUAGCAAAAAAGACGGUAGCAAAGAAAGGAGGAAAGAAGACGGUAGCAAAGAAAGGAGGAAAGAAAGGAGGAAAGAAAGGAGGAAAGAAAUCAAAGAAAUCUAGCUUUGGAAUUAGCACUUUUACUGGUCCUGUCACAAAGGCCGGAAAAGGAAUUUCCGGUAGCGUUAGCAAAGUAGGCAGUAAAGCGACAAAUGGAGUCAAAUCUGCAGGAAGCAAGGUUCCGGGAAUGAAGAAGAAGAAGAAGACGGUAGCAAAGAAAGGAGGAAUGAAAUCAAAGAAAUCUAGCUUUGGAAUUAGCACUUUUACUGGUCCUGUCACAAAGGCCGGAAAAGGAAUUUCCGGUGGCGUCAGCAAAGUAGGCAGUAAAGCGACAAAUGGAGUCAAAUCUGCAGGAAGCAAUGUUCCGGGAAUCAAGAAGAAAAAGACGGUAGCAAAGAAGACAGUAGCAAAGAAGACGGUAUCAAAGAAAGGAGGAAAGAAGACGGUAGCAAAGAAAGGAGGAAAGAAGACGGUAGCAAAGAAAGGAGGAAAGAAAGGAGGAAAGAAAGGAGGAAAGAAAGGAGGAAAGAAAUCAAAGAAAUCUAGCUUUGGAAUUAGCACUUUUACUGGUCCUGUCACAAAGGCCGGAAAAGGAAUUUCCGGUGGUGUCAGCAAAGUAGGCAGUAAAGCGACAAAUGGAGUCAAAUCUGCAGGAAGCAAGGUUCCGGGAAUGAAGAAGAAGAAGAAGACGGUAGCAAAGAAAGGAGGAAAGAAAUCAAAGAAAUCUAGCUUUGGAAUUAGCACUUUUACUGGUCCUGUCACAAAGGCCGGAAAAGGAAUUACCGGUGGUGUCAGCAAAGUAGGCAGUAAAGCGACAAAUGGAGUCAAAUCUGCAGGAAGCAAUGUUCCGGGAAUCAAGAAGAAAAAGACGGUAGCAAAGAAAGGAGGAAAGAAGGGAGGAAAGAAAUCAAAGAAAUCUAGCUUUGGAAUUAGCACUUUUACUGGUCCUGUCACAAAGGCCGGAAAAGGAAUUUCCGGUGGUGUCAGCAAAGUAGGCAGUAAAGAGACAAAUGGAGUCAAAUCUGCAGGAAGCAAGGUUCCGGGAAUGAAGAAGAAGACGGUAGCAAAGAAAGGAGGAAAGAAAUCAAAGAAAUCUAGCUUUGGAAUUAGCACUUUUACUGGUCCUGUCACAAAGGCCGGAAAAGGAAUUUCCGGUGGUGUCAGCAAAGUAGGCAGUAAAGCGACAAAUGGAGUCAAAUCUGCAGGAAGCAAGGUUCCGGGAAUGAAGAAGAAGAAGAAGAAGACGGUAGCAAAGAAAGGAGGAAAGAAAUCAAAGAAAUCUAGCUUUGGAAUUAGUACUUUUACUGGUCCUGUCAGAAAGGCCGGAAAAGGAAUUUCCGGUGGUGUUAGCAAAGUAGGCAGUAAAGCGACAAAUGGAGUCAAAUCUGCAGGAAGCAAGGUUCCGGGAAUGAAGAAGAAGAAGACGGUAGCAAAGAAAGGAGGAAAGAAAUCAAAGAAAUCUAGCUUUGAAAUUAGUACUUUUACUGGUCCUGUCACAAAGGUCGGAAAAGGAAUUUCCGGUGGCGUCAGCAAAGUAGGCAGUAAAGCGACAAAUGGAGUCAAAUCUGCAGGAAGCAAGGUUCCGGGAAUGAAGAAGAAGAAAAAUACGGUAGCAAAGAAGACGGUAGCAAAGAAAGAAGGAAAGAAGACGGUAGCUAAGAAAGGAGGAAAGAAAGAAGGAAAGAAGAUGGUAGCAAAGAAAGGAGGAAAGAAAGGAGGAAGGAAAGGAGGAAAGAAAGGAGGAAAGAAAGGAGGAAAGAAAGGAGGAAAGAAAGGAGGAAAGAAAGGAGGAAAGAAAGGAGGAAAGAAAGGAGGAAAGAAAGGAGGAAAGAAAGGAGGAAAGAAAGGAGGAAAGAAAGGAGGAAAGAAAGGAGGAAAGAAAGGAGGAAAGAAAGGAGGAAAGAAAGGAGGAAAGAAAGGAGGAAAGAAAGGAGGAAAGAAGCAUUAA
Molecule: messenger RNA, 2308 nt
Organism: Bolinopsis microptera
Lineage: Eukaryota; Metazoa; Ctenophora; Tentaculata; Lobata; Bolinopsidae
Exons: 2
Coding region: 44-2308 (754 amino acids)
Source: RefSeq, a predicted model, not a curated record